AUGGCAUCGGCCGUCUGGUCAUUCGUCUGGCCGCUCCUCUCCAGCUAUCGUCCUAACUGGGCGAGCUACAAGCAGAAGGACGCCAAAGCCGCGCGCUUCGGCGCAUUCACCGCGACGUACUUCCCGCCUGUUGUGCACCGCGCACCAAAAAACAACAGAGAAGCCCAGAGGAUGUACAACCAUAUCCGUACCGUGGCUUUCUACCUUGACGCCAUCCCCGUCGCCGCAGACCUGAACCUUCCUUUCAACCUGAAGUUCGGCCUCGACGACCUCAUCUCCCUGAUCCCGAUCUGGGGUGACCUCGUCUCCGGCCUGCUGCAGCUGUACCAGGUCUUCCUGUGCUGGGUGUUCGGCGUGCCGACCUACCUCCUGAUGCGCAUGGUGCUGAACGUCAUCAUUGACGUGCUCGUCGGCAUUGUGCCCUUCGUGGGCGACCUGCUCGACAACCUCUUCAAGUCCAACCUGAAAAACCUGAACCUGCUCGAGUCCUGGCUCCUCGGCAACAACAAGUACCAGAUUCUCCUCAUGCCCGACAACACGUGGAUGCCGCGCCCGAAGUCGAACGGCUCCUGGUUCGGCAUGGGCGGCUCGUCCAAGCGCAAGGCGCAGGAACACCGUUCUGGCCGCGUGAACAAGACGCGCCGCAUGACCAAGGCUGAGGCAAACUGGUCUUGGGAGCACGUUGAGGAGGCAGGCGACAACGCGUACUACAAGGCCGAGGCGCGUGUCGACGAGGAGCUCUAG
This is a messenger RNA of Trichosporon asahii var. asahii CBS 2479, 744 nucleotides long. RefSeq lists its product as uncharacterized. The coding region runs from base 1 to 744 and encodes 247 amino acids. The transcript has 2 exons. Lineage: Eukaryota; Fungi; Basidiomycota; Tremellomycetes; Trichosporonales; Trichosporonaceae. The record is from RefSeq and is a predicted model, not a curated record.